AUGUCAUCAUCAUCAGUAGGUUCGGAUUCGGAAUUCUCAGCGGAAAGUAGCGGAAGCCAAAAUAUAUCAGAUCAUCAAGGAACUGUCGCGGCUGAUCUUGCUGUACGACAAGAAUCAUCAAGAAAAGAUGAAAUCAACAUUGCAGAAAAGGACUUCAAUGAAGGUAACGAUGGGGAAAUGUCAUCGAUUGGAAGUUCAAAAAGUGACUCGGAUACAAAGGAUGGUGAAAGUGAUGCUUCCGGUUCGAAAAAUAGUGAAAAUGAUGACUGCAAUGUAAAUGAACGAAAAAGUGAUUCAGUGUUCAGUGCUGAAAGUGGUGAUGGAGAGAUUGCCAAAAUAAAAAAGAAACGUGGUGUCAAAAUUACAGAUGAAACACGAAAGUUGCUGGAAGAUGAGAAUAUAUUACGACGGUCUUCAAGGCAGCGUAAGGAAACGAUCGGUUCAAAUACGGAGAAGAGGACAGAAAAAGUUUUGAAAAAACCUGGUAAAAGAGAAUUGCCACAAUUCGAGGAGGAUGAAACGAGUGACGGUGAUUCAUCGUCGGAAAUUACAUCGUCACAAAAGAUGCGUCAAAAACCAAAGAAAUCGCAAGCAAGGAAGCAGUGUCGAAAACGUGGCAUAAGUUCCGAUGAUGAUUCGGGAGGAAUACGUCCAGCCCGUCGGAGCAAAUUUGGUGGUGAAAAAAAUCGCAUCAAUUAUCGGGAUAUCAGUUCAGACGAAGAGAUAAAUUCCGAUGAUGUAUUAGAAUGGGAUGAAGGUGAUAAAAUAAAAGAUGGUGGUUCAGCAGAUCAUAAUACUUCGAGCAGUGAAACAAUUGAAAAGGUAUUACGUCAUCGAGCAGGACAUCCAGGAGCAACCGGAGCAUCGACAACAUGCUACAAUGUGGAGGAUAAAGGUGAUCCGAAUGUUAAACUAGCAGAAAAUGGCGGAGAAAUAGAAUUGGAACGCCAGUAUUUAAUCAAAUGGUUAGGCUGGUCACAUCUUCAUAAUACGUGGGAAUCGGAAAAUAGCUUAAAGCUUUGUAAUGCCAAAGGAUUGAAGAAAAUCGAUAAUUAUAUGAAACGUUUAAGAGAUAUCGAAGAAUGGAAACUUACUGCGGAUAAAGAAUAUAUCGAAUUUUUUGACUGUGAACAGCAAAUGAACGACGAACUUAACGAACAAUAUAAGGUUAUUGAACGAGUAAUAGCUCAUCAGAUAUCGCGUAGUCAAGGUGAAAACGAAGGAACGGAAUACUUUGUAAAAUGGUGUGGCUUACCGUAUUCCGAAUGCACUUGGGAAGAGGAACAUUUGAUCGCACGACAAUUUCAAGAUAAAAUUGAUGCAUACUAUGAUCGGCGUGAUAACGGGAAAAUACCUAAUAAACAUUGUCCAGUUUGUUUUCAGAAGUAUUUUGCUUCAAAAGCGUUGAGAAAACGUCCAAAAUUUGAAAAACUGAAUAAUAUCCCUAAUUUCCUUCAACGAAAGGAUGAUCCAGAACAUGAGUUGCGCGAUUAUCAAUUGGAAGGAGUGAACUGGAUAUUGCAUGCUUGGACAAAAGAAAAUAGUUGCAUCCUUGCGGAUGAAAUGGGCUUGGGUAAAACGAUUCAAAGUAUUAGUUUUCUCUCAGUACUCUAUCACAAAUAUCAGUUGUAUGGAACAUUUCUGGUUGUGGUACCAUUAAGCACUAUGGCCUCUUGGCAACGUGAAUUCGAAACUUGGGCACCUGAUCUUAAUGUUGUCACCUAUGUUGGUGAUGUUACAAGCCGUGAUCUGAUAAGGCAAUUUGAAAUAUAUGUACAGAGCACAAAACGCCUGAAAGUCAAUGUCGUCUUAACUACAUACGAAAUCCUGCUAAAAGAUAAGGCAAGUUUUGCAUCAUUGAUAAUAGCAGGAAAUUCUUUCCUUGGUUCGUUUGACUGGGCUGUAUUAACCGUCGAUGAAGCGCAUCGUUUAAAAAACGAUGAAUCACUGUUGUAUCGUUCGCUUUUCGAAUUCACUACAAAUCAUCGAUUACUAGUAACCGGAACACCACUUCAAAAUUCUCUGAAAGAACUCUGGGCCUUACUUCAUUUUAUUAUGCCUGAAAAAUUUGACAGUUGGCCAGAAUUUGAGACAGAACAUCAUGACUCUGAUCACAAGACAAUUGCAUCAUUGCAUCGAAAACUUCAGCCAUUUUUGUUGAGACGUGUAAAAAAAGAUGUGGAAAAAUCACUGCCAGCUAAGGUUGAGAAAAUUUUGCGUGUAGAUAUGACUGCUCAGCAAAAACAAUAUUACAAAUGGAUUUUAACCAAAAAUUACAAAGAGUUAUCAAAAGGUAUAAAAGGAUCCAUUAAUGGAUUUGUGAACUUGGUUAUGGAACUGAAAAAAUGUUGCAACCACGCUUCACUUGUUCGAUCAUAUGAUCAUUCGGAGGAAGGUGCAGAUGCCCGAUUACAGCAACUGUUGAAGUCUUCUGGUAAAUUGAUUUUACUGGACAAGUUGUUAUGUCGUUUACAAGAAACUGGACAUCGGGUGUUGAUUUUUUCACAGAUGGUAAUGAUGCUCGAUAUCAUGCAAGAAUAUCUUCAGCUUCGACGUUUCCCUUCACAGAGAUUGGAUGGAUCGAUGCGUUCAGAUCUUCGGAAGGCAGCAUUGGAUCAUUUUAAUGCUCCAAAUUCUCCUGAUUUCUGCUUUUUACUUUCAACCCGAGCUGGUGGCCUUGGAAUAAAUCUGGCCACGGCGGACACAGUGAUUAUUUUUGAUUCAGACUGGAAUCCACAAAAUGAUUUGCAAGCUAUGAGUCGUGCACAUAGAAUUGGCCAAAAAAAACAGGUAAACAUAUAUCGUUUGGUGACAAAGGCAUCGGUAGAAGAGGAAAUUGUGGAAAGGGCGAAGAGGAAGCUAGUCUUGGAUCAUCUUAUUAUUCAGAGAAUGGAUACAACUGGUCGAACUGUACUUUCGAAAACUACAGUGACAAAUGGAACAAUACCAUUUGACAAACAAGACUUGGCAAUGAUUCUUAAAUUUGGUGCCGAGGAGCUUUUUAAAGAAAAAGAAGGUGAAGAACAAGAACCGGAAGUUGAUAUUGAUAAUAUUUUGCAAGGUGCGGAAACCCGGGAGUGUGAUCAACAGAAUUCUGGCAGUGAAUUGUUGAAUGCAUUCCGUUAUGCAGAUUUUUCUUUUGAUGAGAACAAAGAUGUACCAACACUAAACGCAGUAACAGUUCAAAUGGAAAUAAACCAAAAAGAUUUGGUAGGAUCGAAAUCGUGGGAUGAAAUUAUUCCAGAAGUUGAUCGUGAAAAAUUUGCUGAGGAAGAGCGUGAACGAGCCGAAAAAGAGCUUUUCCUUGGACCAAGACAGAGAACAAAGAUCCCUGACGUAGCUGCAGAAGCUGGUGAUAGUGAUGAGGAUGAAAAGAAGAAAAAAAAGCGGAAACGUAGUCGAGAUUCCCCAUUAAGCGAAGAAGAAGGUUCCGAUGAAGAUAAACCAAAACGUGCGCGGAAGAAAUUGUUGCUUAAUUUCACCGAGUCAGAAGUAAGGAAAUUCAUACGAAGUUUCCGGAAAUUUGCAGAACCCCUUACAAGGUUAGAAGCAAUAGCCCAAGACGCAGCAUUGGAAGAGUUCAGCAAAAGUGAGCUUGAACAGCUUGGUAAUGAAUUAUUAACUGGUUGCCAGAAAGCCCAAACUGAAUAUGAAGAAAAAAUCAAAGAAGUGAUGAAGAAACCUAUGGAAGAUGGUAAAAGAAAACAGGAUCGUGGGGCAAUUUUUAAAUUUGGAAAUAUUGAUGUCUAUGUCCGACCGCUACUGAAGAUGCAAUCAGAUCUUUUACCACUUCAUAAUCUUGUCAAAAGUGCUGGUGAUAUCAGAUUAUUACAAAUUCCGGGUUAUCCGAAGGAACAAAAAGGUUGGGAUGUUGAAUGGGAUAUUGCGGAUGAUUUAGCACUACUGAAAGGCAUCUAUCAAUAUGGCCUUGGCAGUUGGGAAGAAAUCAAAAUGGAUCCCGGUUAUGGUUUAGCUGAAAAAAUAUGGUUGAAGGAUAAAAGUAAGAAACCACAAAGUAAGCAUCUUCAAGCACGAGCGGAAUAUCUUUUGAAAUAUCUUGCUCGUAAUACGAAGGCUACAGGAAAUACUUCAACUAGAGUGAAACUUCUUAAAAAAAAUUAUUCUUUGGCUCCAUCAUCUUUAGGAAUAUUGGAUAAACUAAAAGAAAGGAAAACAUCAAAAGAAGAUAAGAAAGAAAAGAAGUGUAAAGGAGAACACGGAGAAGAAAAAGAUGAUGCUGAAAAAAAAGAAACAAAACUUAAGAAGGAAAGAAUUGGAAUCAAUUUAGAUCAUUUAACCAUCAACAAAUCAAAGUAUAAAAAAGACGUUGAAAACAAGAAAUCAUCGCAAUUUGCAGAGUGUGUCAAAAUCAUGCGACCCGCUCAGAAGUACAUGCGAAAACUGGUGCAGUGCGAUGACUUAAGCUCAACCGAUUCACUGCGAAAUUUACUCAAGAUUGGUGAUCAUAUCAAUGAACAUCUUGGAAAAAUUAGCUUAACUAAAUCACAACUCGUCGAAAAUUGGCACUCUUAUCUGUGGAUUUUUUUAUCGUGUUUCACGCGACAAGAACCCAGCGAUUUACUUCAACGCUACCGUAUUGCUGCAAAAGAUCGUGCAAAUAAUAACGAAACUGAAACUCAUCGUAAACAUCAUCAUCGUCGUCAUCAUCAUCAUCAUCAUUAUCACGAUACCAGGAAGAAUCAGCGGGAUGAUAAAGCAACAACUGCUACAGGUGAAGUUAUGGAUGUUAAUACUGCUGUUAAACGAAAAGGCGACAGUGUUACAACCGCAAUUGGAAGCGAUCGAAAAAUUGAUAAGAAUUCAAAAUAUAUUCGUUUAAGCAGUGAUGGGUGCCCAGUAAUAGGACAACAUUCGAACAAGCCAGAAGUUCAAAAACAUCAACAUUCUAUGAAACAUGGAAAUAGCGGAAAAGACGAAAAUUUAAAGUCAGUUGUAAUAAACGACAAUUUUGAUACUUACAAGCCAACGGUAUUGCAACUACAGCAAUCCAGUUUAUUAUAUUCAAACCAAAAUGAGAAUGAUGGUUACAAGGAUUCAUCGUAUCGAUAUCGUGGGGAUUAUGGUAGCAGCAAUAGUAGCAAUCUCCAUCGUACUCAUAGUCACGCAAGUUACCGAGACAGAGCAAGAAGUGGACGAUAUGAGCACUAUACUUAUAAGGAACAUCGAAGAGAGCACACUUACUAUCGUGACAAAGGUGAUCGAACUUCGUACUGGGAACGAAAUUAUACAGAUGCAUAUCGUGAUCAUGGUGAUCGUGAUUAUCGACAGGAAUUCCGUCACGUAUCAGGUCCGUCUAGUUCUACUGCGAAUGCCAGUUCGUCACAGAGGUCUGGAGCAUCAGCUGGCUUCUCAUCUCACUGUGCUCCACCGCUUCUGAACGGUCCAGCACCAUCAUUUACUUCGCUAUGUCCACCGUCGAGGCUUCUUGAAAUCAAGCCUCUCUCAGCCAUCGUCAGUGAAUCGUGUGCAUCUCAUAUAUCGUUUAUAAGGCCACCGCCAAUACCGCCACAUAUUGACCAUCUUGGGAUUAGUGAUUCCACUGGCAGUAAAACCGACAGUACUAAAGAUCCAAGGAGCGUUACGGCCACAUUAAAUGUUAUUACGAUGGUUGUAAUAGGUCUUUGUUCGGUCAGUGAGGUAGUCGUAAAAUUUGGACCAAUAAUGACGGAUUCUGAUAGUGAUGAAGAGGUUCAAAACAAAAUAAGCCUGAAAGUAAAAACUACAACGGAGGGUUAUGAUAUUACAGUGCCGGAAAAAGCUACUGUUUUAAAGGUUAAAGCAGUACUGUCGGAGAAAAUUAAUCAACCGCCUGAAAAACUUUGUCUCAUCUUUUCUGGGAAGAUUUUGAAAGAUCACGAGACACUCACUAAACUUUCUAUUAAAGAUGGUAUGGCCAUUCAUCUUGUCAUACGUAAUUCACAACGGCCCGCAGCAGCUGACACUCCUUCCGGAAUUGGAACAACUCCAAAUCCAGCAAUGGGUGGAAAUCCAAUGAGUGGUGCAUUGGGUAUGGCGCAGCAUAUGAUGCAAAACCCAGAAGCAAUACGUGAAAUGACGAAUAGUCCAAUAGUUCAAUCACUACUGAAUAACCCAGAUAUAAUACGGUCACUGAUUGCUGACAAUCCGCAGAUUCAGCAAGUUAUUGAAUCAAAUCCCGAGCUCGGCCAUUUACUGAACGAUCCGGAAGUUAUUCGGCAAACGAUCGAAAUGGUGAGAAAUCCGAGUAUGUUUCAAGAGUUGAUGCGUAGCCGUGACCAAGCAAUACGGAAUCUUCAGGGUAUUCCGGGUGGACAAGCAGCAUUACAACGUUUAUAUCAAGAUGUACAAGAACCGCUGUUGAACAGUGCAACAAGUACUUUCGCUAACAAUCCUUUUGCAACUUUAGUAGAUAAUUCCACUAAUAUGGCAUCACGUAGCCAACGUGCUGGUGUUGAAAAUGCCGAAGCAUUGCCAAAUCCUUGGGAUAAUUCUACCAACACGUCCGGUUCUGCACCAACCGCUACAGGGGCUGGUGGCGGCACCUCUUCUCAACCUUCAAUGAAUUUACUGGCUGAACUUGCAAAUACUCUUGGUUUGCUGGAAAGUCCACCGAUGUUGUCUGAUCCAAAUGCUUAUGCACGAUUGCUCAACAGCGAGACGUUUACUAAUGCUAUGAAUAUGAUUCGGCAGAAUCCGACAUUAUUAUCAGAGAUGCUCUCAUCGGGCCCCGCAAUGUCAUCAACUAUGGAACAGUACAUACGGAAUGCUAUGCCACAUUUUCGGAAUACUAUGCAAAAUCCAGAAAUGUUGCGAGCAAUUUCUAAUCCGAGAGUGCUUGAAGCAUUCCAUCAAAUUCAUACUGGCAUGGAUACUCUACGUCGUGAAGCUCCACAGCUUUUGCCUCCUGGCAUUUUUCCAACUGCCCCAAUAGCAACUACAACAACACCGAGUACCACUACCAGCAAUUCAACCACAACUGGCACAACACCAGGUACAGGAACAACGACAACAACGACUUCCUCUGCUCCAACCACCGAGCAAGCAAUGAUGAUGCUUAAUUUAAUUAGACAAAUGACUGGCGCAACUCUUGGUGGAUCGACACAACCGCCAGAAGAGCGUUAUCGUAGUCAGUUAGAGCAGUUAACAAGUAUGGGAUUCAGUAAUCAGGAAGCGAAUAUUCAAGCACUGCUUGCGACAUUUGGUGAUGUAAACGCCGCAAUCGAUCGACUUCUAAGCGGUGCGGGACAGCAGUGA
Acanthocheilonema viteae is the source of this 7254-nucleotide messenger RNA. NCBI's taxonomy places the organism in Eukaryota, Metazoa, Nematoda, Chromadorea, Rhabditida, Onchocercidae. The record is from the annotation of a GenBank genome assembly.